Neurospora tetraspora is the source of this 681-nucleotide messenger RNA. RefSeq lists its product as uncharacterized. The transcript is spliced from 2 exons. Bases 1 to 681 code for a protein of 226 amino acids. The record is from RefSeq and is a predicted model, not a curated record. Lineage: Eukaryota; Fungi; Ascomycota; Sordariomycetes; Sordariales; Sordariaceae.
AUGCGCUCCCUAUCCCUCCUCCCCACCCUCCUCUCCCUCACCACCCUCACCAACGCCCACUUCUUAAUGAACUACCCCCCCUCCCUCGAAGGCUCCAACAUCGACGAGGACAAAGAACCCGACGCCCCCUGCGGCGCCAAGACUCCCAACCUUUCCUCGGACACCACCACGACCGACUUCCACGUCGACGGCGACUUCAUCGCGCUCUACGCCGGCCACCCGCAGUUCAACUGGCUGUACCGUGCGUCGGUGCAAGAGGUCGGCGAGGGCAACUGGACACAGCUGUACCCGAUCCUUCAGCAGAGCGGCCUUGGGGAUCUGUGCUCGCCGCUGGUGAAGGCGCCCAAGGAGUGGGUGGGCAAGAAGGGUGUUGUGGGUGUGGCUGGUGUUGGUGGGGAUGGCACUUUGUUCCAGUGCGCCAUUGUCAACUUCGUCGAGGGAACCAACGCCAAGGCGCCGAGCUCGUGCACCAACAGCACGGGAGUCACGGCGAGCUACACGAGUGAUGCGUCGUUGAGCAAGUUGGUCGGAGAGCAUGUUGAGGCACCGGCGGCUCCUACGGGUACCGAGGCACCGGCUCCUACGGGUACCAAGGGGAGUAAGAGUGCUGGUGUGGUUGUCCGUGGAGGAGGGUUGGCGGCGCUGGGUGCGGCGGUUGUUGCUGGUGUUAUGAUGCUCUGA